CCCGUAUAGCCGUUGAAAGCCACAAAAAUUUAUUUCAACUCAUAUUGAAUUUUCACUCUGCUGAUAAGCGAAUUGUGUGACAACUAUAAGUAAAAUUCGAUCGCCGAUUAAUUUUCUUCUAAUUAUUCAAUUUUUCUUUUAUUUCUAUAUUAAAGUCGCUGGUGCAUCAUGUCUGUACUGAUAGCUGACUUAGUUGGAUUAGUAGACAUAACCAAUGCUGUGGAAUUAUCCUUAGCUGGUUCAUGUACUAUUAGUAGUGGAUUAAAGCAACCACUAUAUGAUCCUAAAGGGAAUUCAUUAAAUCCUUGUUUUGUUGGUGCACUUGUAUUUUUAUUUAAUGUGAUAUUUGGUGGGUUUGCUAUUUUUCAAUUAAUAUCAAUUUUAAUUAAUAAUAAAUUUGGUCCAUUUCCAAUUAAAUAUUCUUUUGGUUCUCCAUUUAAAGUUAAAUCAGUAGGAAUUUUUCAAUUAGUAAAAUUAAAUUCAGUAUUUUUACAAGCUAUUCUUUCAAUCUUUUUAUUUGCUUUUGUUUUUACUAGUUGGAAUUCAGUCAUUUCUUUAGCAGUUAUUGCAUCAGUUAUAAUUAAUAGUUUUAUUUUAUUACCUUUACAUAUUAUAGAACCAACUAGAUCUAUAAUUCCUAGUGCAUCUUUAUUAUUAUAUUGGACAAUAUUUAUAAUUCUUUAUAUUGUGGUUAUAAUAUCAGAUUCAUUUUCUCCUUAUAAAGUAUUUCUUCCAUUAAAUGAUGCAACAUCUUCUGUCAUUGUUUAUACUAUUGAAAUUGGUUUAUUAAUUAAUUCAAUUAUAAUAUUAGGAUUUGAAAUAUUUUUAUAUGUACCAUCAAAGGAAUUACUGGAAUAUUUUGAAUUAAAUGAUUGGGAACCAAGUUCUCUGAGAAGUAUUUAUUCUGAAUUUGGAUUUUUUUGGCUUAAUCAUCUUAUUGAAAGUAUUUAUAGAUCAGGUGAAUUAGAUCAAAAGGAUUUACCAGCUUUACCAAUUGGAAUUAAAAGUGAUGUAAGUUAUAAUAUCUUUUAUAAUCAAUGGACAAGUACUGAAACAAAGGCUCAAGUUAAAUUACAAAAGAAAUUACUGAAAAUUUCUAAUCCAACUAAAAAGGAUAAGAAAUUAUCUCUUAAUUUAUUUUGGAUUCUUAUUAAAAUUCAUUGGGUUGAAUUACUGGUAGCUUAUAUACUUGAUAUGUCAGAAAUGUUAUUUGGAUUUGGUCAAACAUUUUUAUUUCAAAGAUUUAUUUUAUUCUUUAAUAAUGCUAGUACUUCUGAAGAUGAUUCACGUAAGGAAAGACCUCCAUUAAUUGUUGGAUUUACUAUAGCUACCGCAAUUUUUAUUUGUGCAGCAUCUAGAUUUGUAAGUUUUAACAGAUAUUUUGCAGUUUAUUUUUCAGUUAGAAGUAAAUUACAAGGUUCAUUAACUAGUAUGAUUUAUAAAAAAUCAUUAAGACUUUCACCUGAAUCAAGAAAGGGUAAAACUAGUGGAGAAAUUGUUAAUAAUUUAGCAGUAGAUGUUUCAACCGUAGUUGAUUUACCAUCAUUUGUUGAACUUUCAACUAUUCCAGUUCGAUUAAUUCUUACAUUAAUGGCUUUAUAUAAGAUUGUGGGUAUUUCUACUGGAUCAGGAUUUAUAGUGGCAUGUAUUUUAGUUCCAAUUAGUACUAAAGUUAGUACCUCAAUUUCUACUCUUUAUAAUGAAUCGAUGACAGUUCGAGAUGAAAGAACAAGACUUACAUCAGAAAUUAUGAAUUCAGUUAAAAGUAUUAAAUUAUAUUCAUGGGAAACUCCAAUGUUAGAAAGAUUAUUUAAUUUAAGAAAUCAAAAAGAAUUAGUCCUUGGAAAACGUAUUGGAGUUUUCAAUUCAUUUGCUAAUUUCUUUUGGUAUUGUAUUCCAUUUUUAAUUACUUGUGCAAGUUUAGUUACUUUUGCAAAUAUUGCGGGAAUUCCUUUAGUACCUUCGAUCGUUUUCCCUGCUAUAACUUUAUUUAAUAUGUUAGCUGAACCAAUUUUAUUGCUUCCAAAUUUAUUUACUCAUUAUGUUGAAACUAAAGUUUCAGUUAAUAGAUUACAAGACUUAUUCUUACUUGAAGAAUUAGAAAAUACUGAAGUUGAAAGAUCUCUUUCAAAUCUUAAGACUGGUGAAAAUGCUAUUGAAAUUAAUAAUGCAACUUUUGUUUGGAAUAUAAAUGAUGAAAAGAAAUCUGAUACUAGUCGUCCUCCUGCUGAAGAAGAAGUUGAAUCUGAUGGUAUUGAUAAUAUUGCUUUAUCAAUUAAAGAUUUUACUGCUAAAAAGGGUGAUUUAACUUGUAUAGUUGGUAGAGUUGGUACUGGUAAAACCACUUUAUUAAGAAGUUUACUUGGUGAAGUUACUGCUAUUAAAGGUGAUAAUUCAACUAUUAAAGUUAAUGGAACUGUAGCUUAUUGUUCUCAAUCUCCAUGGAUUAUGAAUGCUACUGUUAAAGAAAAUAUUUUAUUUGGUUGUAGAUUUGAUAAGGCAUUUUAUACAAAGACUGUUGAAGCUUGUCAAUUAUUGCCUGAUUUUGAUGUUUUACCCGAUGGUGAUAGAACUGUUGUUGGUGAAAAGGGUAUUUCAUUAAGUGGAGGUCAAAAGGCAAGAAUUGCUCUUGCAAGAGCAGUUUAUGCUAGAGCUGAUAUUUAUUUAUUAGAUGAUGUAUUAUCUGCUGUUGAUGCUCAUGUUGGUAAGAAAAUUACUGAUCAAGUAUUAAGUUCUACCGGAAUUUUAGCUUCAAAGACUCUUAUAUUAGCUACUAAUGCAGUUAGUGUUUUACAUAAAGCUCAUGAAAUUGUUCUUUUAAAGGAUAAAACCAUUACUGAAAAGGGUAAUUUUGAAGAAGUUACUGCUAGAAAUGGAGAUCUUGCUAAAUUAAUUGAAGAAUUUGGUAAAAAGGAAGAAGAACAUGAAAAGGAAGAAGAAGAAGCUAUUGAAGAAACUAAGAUUGCAUCUGCUGAAGUUUCUGAAACCAAUUCUUCUUCACUGUUAAGAGAAGAAGAUGUAAUUAAAUAUGAUCCAGUUAAUGUACCUGAAGUUGCUGCAGCAGUGGCUUUAACAGUUGAAGGUGAAUAUGAAGCCUUAGAAAGAAUUGAAUCUAGAAAUACUCUUAGAAGAGGUAGUUUUGUAUCAUUUGAUCAUAAUUAUGAAGAUGAUGAAGAUCCAGAUAUUAUAAAGAAAACAGGUCAUACAGUUGAAGGAGCCGCUAAAGGUGAAGUUAAAUUAACAGUAUAUUUGGAAUAUUUUAAGGCUUGUAAUUAUUGGUAUCUUUCUAUCUAUAUAAUUUGUUUGGCAGCCAAUGUUUCUGCUAGUAUUCUUGGAAAUUAUGUAUUAAAAACUUGGUCAGAAAAGAAUUUAGAAGUUGGUCAUAAUGUUGAACCAGUAUUUUAUUUGGUUGUUUAUUCUACUUUAGGAAUUUCUUCAGGUUUAUUCAUUUUAUUUGCUUACUUUAUUAUUUAUACUUAUUGUACUAUUAAAGCUUCAAAAUAUUUCCAUGAUACUAUGGCUACUGCAGUUUUAAGAUCUCCAAUGUCAUUCUUUGAAACCACUCCAGUUGGUAGAAUAUUAAAUAGAUUUGCUGAUGAUAUUAAUGUUAUUGAUGGACAAAUUAUGUGGGUGUUUUUAUUAUUAUUUGAUUUCCUCUUUAAUGCUAUUGGAUUAUUAGGAGUUAUUAUUUAUAAUUUACCAAUUAUGUUUUUUGUUGUUGUUGCCCUUAUGAUCUUUUAUAAUAGUAUUAGAAAAUAUUUUAUACCUUCUUCAAGAGAACUUCGAAGAUUAUCUAGUGCUAAUAAGAGUCCAGUAUUUUCUCAUCUUCAAGAAUCAGUUACUGGUAUUGAAACUAUUAGAGCUUAUGGACAAAUUGAUAGAUUUAUCUUUAGAAAUACUAAUAAUGUUGAUAAAUUACUUCAAACAACUUUUAAUAAUUUAGUAUGUAAUAGAUGGUUAUCUAUGAGACUUCAAAGUAUUUCUGCUAUAAUUGUUUUUGGUACUACAUUAAUGAUUUUAUCAACUUUAGGUACUGAUAGAGAAUUAAGUGCUGCUUUAGUUGGAUUUGUUAUGCUUAAUGCUUUAAGUGUUACUGGAGUAUUAAAUGCUAUUAUUAGAAUGUGGGCUGAUAUUGAAACUAAAUCUGUUUCAUUAGAAAGAGUUAUUGAAUUUAUUAAUUUAAAACCAGAAGCUGAAACUAUAAUUGAAAAUAAUAGACCAGCAGAAUCUUGGCCAACAGACGGAGCUAUUUCAUUUAAACAAUAUUCUACUAAAUAUAGAGAGAAUUUAGAUCCAGUAUUAAAGGAUUUAUCAAUUGAUAUUAAACCCAGUGAAAAAGUUGGAAUUGUUGGUAGAACAGGAGCUGGUAAAUCAACUAUAGCUAUAUCAUUAUUCCGUAUAAUAGAAGCAUCUGGUGGACAUAUUGAAAUUGAUGGUAUUGAUACUAGUAAAAUCGGAUUAUUUGAUUUACGUCAAAAAUUAAAUAUUAUCCCUCAAGAUGCUCAAACUAUUGAAGGAUCAAUUAGACAAAAUUUAGAUCCAUUUGAUCAAUAUACUGAUGAAGAACUUUGGAAAGUAUUAGAAUUAGCUCAUUUAAAAGAACAUGUUGAACAAAUGAAAACUAAAAAGGGAGCCAAAGGUGAUGGAGAAGAAAAGAAAUCCGAUGAACAAGAAGAAGGACAAGGAGAAGGAGAAGAUGCUAAAGUUGAAUAUGAAAUAGGAUUAUCAGCUCGAGUAUUUGAAAGUGGAUCUAAUUUAUCAUCCGGUCAAAGACAAUUAUUAUCACUUGCUAGAGCUUUAUUAAAUAAAUCUAAGAUUUUAAUCUUAGAUGAAGCAACUGCAGCAGUAGAUGUUCAAACAGAUAAAAUUAUUCAAGAAACUAUAAGAAGUGAAUUUAAAGAUAAGACUAUUUUAACUAUUGCUCAUCGUUUAGAAACUAUUUUAGAUAGUGAUAGAGUUCUUGUAUUAGAUAAAGGUCAAGUUAAAGAAUUUGAUACUCCUAAGAAAUUACUUAGUGAUACAAAUAGUGAGUUCUAUUCCUUAUGUAAGCAAGGUGGAUAUCUUAAGAAUUUAGACAUUGAUAAGCUUUAGGUCAGAUUGCUUUUGUGCUUUUGUGCUUUUGUGCUUUUGUGCUGUUUCUGUUUAUUUUGGUUUAUUUUGGUUUUAACUUUUUUUUUCUUUUUUUAUAUACUUAUAAGUAGUGACUAUUAAUAAAUACUAUCUACUUAUAACUAAGUGACGAAAGAGAUGUCGUAGUUUUGGACUAGAAAAAAGGGCAGUCUCUCUCUGUGCGAGUCCUCUGUGUCGCUC
Molecule: messenger RNA, 5310 nt
Organism: Scheffersomyces amazonensis
Lineage: Eukaryota; Fungi; Ascomycota; Pichiomycetes; Serinales; Debaryomycetaceae
Gene: MLT1
Product: Mlt1p
Exons: 1
Coding region: 169-5091 (1640 amino acids)
Biological process (GO): transmembrane transport
Cellular component (GO): membrane
Molecular function (GO): bilirubin transmembrane transporter activity; ATP binding; ABC-type transporter activity
Source: RefSeq, a predicted model, not a curated record